AUGGGUGCUAAAGCCGGCACUGGCCUCAAGUUCCUUCAAUGGUUCAUCCGAGGCAUCCAAUUCGCCUGCGCGGCUCUCAUCCUCGCCAUCUACUCCUACUUCCUAGCAACUCUUCAUAAUCACCACCUCUCGAUCAGCAACAAAAUCCGUGCUGUAGAGGGUAUCUCAGGAAUCGCCGUUCUCUACACGGCUGCCGCUCUGCUCUUCCUCUGCUGUCUAGCCGGUCGCACACUCUCGUCUUUGCUGGCAAUUGUUCUGGAUGUCGCCUUUAUCGGUGCUUUCAUCUACGUUGCUGUCGCUAACAAGGGUGGUGCCAGCAGCUGCACUGGAUACCUAGACACCCCCUUUGGACGUGGCCAGGCCAGUAACACCGCCGAGGGAAGUGAUGGCUUCACUGCGCUGCCUAGCUACCGUACCGCCUGCAAGCUCCAGUCUGCUUGUCUAGCCGUCUCCAUUGUCGCUAUUAUCUUCUUCAUCUUGUCUAUUCUUGUCGAAGUUGCACUUGCCCGCCACCAUCGCAAGGAGAAGCGCUUUGGUCCUGGUCCCGCUAACGACUACACCUCUGGAUACGGCGCCAAGGGUGGCUUUUUCAGCCGCAUCUUCCGCCGCCGCAAGAACACUACUGCUGCAAAUGACGAUGCUCUGCCCGAGCAUGCUCACCCUGACCAGCUCGACACCUACCGUCAGAGCCAUGCUACCGACCGCACAGCUGUCAACAACUUUCCUGACAACAGCAACACCUACAACAAGUACGACAAUAACGGCGUCGGCUACCAGGACCCAAACCACGGACGCCAGGACGGCUAUGGCCAAGUUCACUACCCCGAGCCCCAGUAUGGUGUCACUCAACCACCUGUCCGUCAGGCUGAGAACCCAAACUAUCGCUACGAUGAUGGUGUCUACGAUCGCGCCUAA
This is a messenger RNA of Fusarium venenatum, 915 nucleotides long. RefSeq lists its product as uncharacterized. The record is from RefSeq and is a predicted model, not a curated record. NCBI's taxonomy places the organism in Eukaryota, Fungi, Ascomycota, Sordariomycetes, Hypocreales, Nectriaceae.